Messenger RNA from Triticum dicoccoides, 741 nucleotides. RefSeq lists its product as uncharacterized. The transcript is spliced from 2 exons. The coding region runs from base 80 to 469 and encodes 129 amino acids. Lineage: Eukaryota; Viridiplantae; Streptophyta; Magnoliopsida; Poales; Poaceae. The record is from RefSeq and is a predicted model, not a curated record.
CACCGGGCGCACCACACAAGACCUGGUGCCCAGGUACGUUCCCUGCCUCCCACCCUAACCUAGCAACCACCUCUCACCGAUGGCGACGACGAGCUGCCCUCGUCUCCUACAUCUCCCCUCCUCCACCUCCACCUCCUCCGCCCUCCCACCAGUCUGUCCUUCCCACCUCCGCUUCAAGCCACCACCACCAGCAGCCGGCGCGGUUUCUACUUCCGCCUUGGGCCGUGGCUGCAGUUCUUGGCUCAGCCUCCGCUGCCGAAGCGCUGCCGGACCCUUGCCGCCCUCCUCCGAGCCACCGCCUCCAUCUCCUCAAGAUUGGCAAGAGAGGUUGUCAAGAUUACAGGAUACGUUACGGAUAUUCUUUGCAGUUCUGUUCUGGAUGUCACUGUUUUUCUGGGGCAGUGCUUGGGGUGGAAGUAACAACUCAGGGGGCAAGAAGGGCCAACGGUUUCGAAACAAAUCCAAGUGAAUAUGCCCUAGGAAUGGUUACAGUCUCAGUUUUACUGGUAUAUAUAUAACUUUCCUGUGUUUGUAUGAACAAACAAGUGGUAUUAUACAUCCUGCUCAGGUGCACAGCGGAUUCGCAUGUAUUCAAAUGUAACAUUGUAUGUAGCGCUGCAAAGCUUCUCUUUGAUAUAUGACAUGCCACAUGAGGUGGGCGAAAAUUAGGGAUGUGCUAUUAUGCUGAGAGUACCCAUGUUUAUUGAGUGCAAAUUAUAUGAUAUCACAGCGGAAGCUAAA